AUGGGUUCCUUUUCUGGAAUCUUUCAGAGACCUAUUUUUGCGGCCUCUGCCUUUGCUAUCACAUCUGUUUCUUCUGAUCUUCAUGGCAAAUUGCGGCCUUCUAAAUCAUCAGAUACUUGUUCUUCCUUGGACCAAUCCAAUCUAUCGGUUUCUGCUUUGGUACAAGAAACAACCACAUCUUGGGUGUCUCACAUAUCUGUUUCCAAGCUUGCUAAGCUGUCAUUUGUGACUAGAAUUCGAGUACCUGUUCCUAAUAUUGGCAAGACCAAUCCUAAUACAGCCUGCAGUUUUGUUCCUAAUUAUUUGUGCUCUACUGCGGUUUCUUCUCCUGUUCUGCUGAACUUGUAUCAGUCUGCAGAGUUGGCCAAAGCCCCGAAGCCAAAUGCAUAUACCCAUAGUGUUCCUAGCUCGACCUCAUCAUCUGAUGUGUUGUACAGAUGGCAUUUGCCCGAGCCAGUUGCUCUUGAUAAAUCUCCAGGUUCUGAUUGUGCAUCAGAAAAAUCUAGAACGGUGGUGGUUUUGCUUGGAUGGUUAGGCGCAAAGCAGAAGCAUCUCAAGCGGUAUUCAGAUUGGUAUACCUCAAGAGGGUUUCAUGUCAUUUCAUUUACGUUUCCUAUGACCGAGAUUCUCAGUUAUCAAGUUGGUGGCAAAGCUGAACGGGAUAUAGAAUUGCUUGUGAACCAUCUUGCUGAUUGGCUGGAAGAGGAGUAUGGAAAGAAUCUGAUCUUUCACACUUUUAGCAAUACGGGAUGGUUAACAUAUGGAGUUAUAUUGGAAAAGUUCCAGAAGCAGGAUCCUACAUUAGUGGGUAGGAUUAGGGGCUGUAUUGUAGAUUCUGCUCCUGUAGCAGCCCCUGAUGCACAGGUAAGAAUGCAAUUGUAUUAGGUGCAAAACUGAACAUUGGAUUGCUUAUGGAUUUUUUAACUACCAUAAAAAAUUAUUAAUUAUGGGAUAAAACCCUAAUUGAAAGUAUAAAAGACCAUUCACCGAUGCACAAAUUGUUUGAAUAUCCGUAAACGCAUUGAUGAAUAUGACAUUGUAUUUCAUUAUAGAGGCGUGAACUAUAGGACUGUAUUUACAUUUAUGUUAUGUCAUCAGGUUAGCAUACCAGCAGUUGGGUUAAUUUAUUUGUGGAAUAUUAGUUUGGCAUUUAUAUUCUAGAUUUCUGUCGUUGAGUUAUAUUAGGAAUUUUCAAUUACGGGGUUUUCAGGGCUCUUGAUGUUAAGGAUUGAUGUGUUGACCUUUUGAUUAUUGAUUAGUUGAUUUAUUGAAAGUCUAUUUCUCUCCUUAGUCUCUUUUGUUUUCUCUGAUACACUAUAAUUCUCAGCUCCACCACCAUUGUCAGGCUGAUUUUUGCUUUUAGUGAGCAUCAUGGGAGCAAAAGUUUGAAUUUUAUUAGAGACUUCAUCGUGAAGACUAUAAUUUGUUGGGUCAUGAGAUUCCAUCCAACCCCAGUUUUUAUUGUUAGAAGACCUUAUCCAUUAUUCCGAUUCAAGAUAUGUAAUGCAACUUGACCCAAUUUGACAAAAACCAAUUGACAAACCAACUUAUACUUAACUAGUAGCCAAGAUGAAGACCCAACUCUACCUAGAUCUUUUUACUCGAACCAAAUUAAAGAAUAGGUUGAAAGUACACAAUAGUCCAAGCUAUUUUUAUAUAUUCUAGAACAACCCCAAAAUUUCUUCAGUAUGUAAAAAGCUCCAAAUUUUUUAAAACUUUUCAGAGGGACCCUAGAAUUUUCAAAAAAUGUAGAAAAUAUCGGAGAACUCCAAAAAAAAUAAAAUAUAUUUUAUUGAACUAUCUUUCGCUAUACCUUUGCGUGUGGGAACUCAUA
Messenger RNA from Ilex paraguariensis (yerba mate), 1834 nucleotides. NCBI's taxonomy places the organism in Eukaryota, Viridiplantae, Streptophyta, Magnoliopsida, Aquifoliales, Aquifoliaceae. The record is from the annotation of a GenBank genome assembly.